Messenger RNA from Sinocyclocheilus rhinocerous, 1115 nucleotides. RefSeq names its product draxin-like. The record is from RefSeq and is a predicted model, not a curated record. Gene Ontology annotation, cellular component: extracellular region. Lineage: Eukaryota; Metazoa; Chordata; Actinopteri; Cypriniformes; Cyprinidae. The transcript is spliced from 7 exons. Bases 54 to 1115 code for a protein of 353 amino acids. Gene Ontology annotation, biological process: Wnt signaling pathway; axon guidance.
GCGCUCAUUGUGGACUGCAACCAGAAAGAACGGAUCACACAACGGAGAGCAGAAUGGUGGCUUUAUGUUGGUAUUUCAGCUCAUUUCUCCUCCUUGACAUGGUGACCAUGACACUGAGCACCGAAACGGGCCACAGUUCAGCCAUGGAAUUCUUCAGCGACAAUGUCAUUAUCACGCCCAGGCCAGAGGCUUCCAUACAUCAACACAGUCAUCACAGGAAGUACAGAGAUCGCAAGGAGAGGAUGACAGCAGGUCAGCUCAGAGAAAGGCCCCGCAUUACUGUGUUCCACACCCAAAAUGAAGGGCCAGACCUGGAGGGCCUCAGUCCCGUCCGCUUAGAGAUGGAGCCAGGAGAUAAAAGACAGGUAAUCACUCCAAAAAAGAGGACCUCCAUGGGGUUUGAUUCUUUAAUUCCAGAGCAAAUGAAUAUCUCUCCUGGUGCUGAGACUCCUGAGAAGGCAAUGAGAUGUCCCACUGGUCGCAAUGUGUUUGGAGGGCACAUCGUUAGGACUCAUGAUGAAGUGUCUUUGGCAUCAGGGAAGAAACGGAGGCUUUCUUUUGAUCAAAGGCUCAAUAAAAACUCCUUUGGGAGUCCCACAGAGCCAGUGUUUCCUGCAGCCACUGUUGGCUCCUUCAUAUCGCCAGUAACUGCAGCAGUUGGUGGGGAGCCCUCCACAAAGCCAAACCCCUCCUGUAAACAACAGGUCGGAAGUUAUUCAGGUGGAGAUGUGAUGCCCACUUUCAACAUGGCAUUCUUCGACUGGACCGAUUAUGAAGAUAUGAGGCCUGCACACAAAAAGCAAUUUUCUAAGAAGCGAGGUUCUGACAAACAGGCCACAAAAAGCCCCAGCACUGAGCUUGUGACACUUACAUCAGAUAAGAGCUGCAAACAUCACCUAGAUUGUCUGCCAGGGUCUUGCUGCAAUCUCAGAAAACAUGUAUGUGAGCUUCACAACCGCGGCUUCAACAACAAGUGCUAUGAUAGCUGCAUGUGUGAGGAAGGGCUUCGGUGCUAUGCUAAAUUACACAGGCAUUACCGCAUCACACGCAAAAAGGGACAAUGUGUUGAUCCUGAGGGUAUAAGCUUAAACCGUGGCAUGUUCAUUAUUGUUUAA